Molecule: messenger RNA, 3290 nt
Organism: Cavia porcellus (domestic guinea pig)
Lineage: Eukaryota; Metazoa; Chordata; Mammalia; Rodentia; Caviidae
Gene: Inhbb
Product: inhibin subunit beta B
Exons: 2
Coding region: 100-1323 (407 amino acids)
Cellular component (GO): extracellular region
Molecular function (GO): cytokine activity; growth factor activity
Source: RefSeq, a predicted model, not a curated record
GCGGGGCGGGGCGGUGCGCCCGGAGCCCGAAGCCCGGAGCCGGGCCUGCGCUUGGCUCGCUCGCCUCGCGGCGGGCGCCUUCGUCGCCAGCGGCGCACCAUGGACGGGCUGCCCGGUCGGGUGUUGGGGGCCGCCUGCCUCCUGUUUCUGGCGGCCGGCUGGCUGAGGCCUGAGGCCUGGGGCUCCCCCACACCCCCGCCGUCGCCCGCCGCGCCGCCGCCGCCCCCGCCGCCCGGAGCUCCGGGCGGCUCCCAGGACACCUGUACGUCGUGCGGCAGCUUCCGGCGGCCGGAGGAGCUGGGCCGGGUGGACGGCGACUUCCUGGAGGCGGUGAAGCGGCACAUUUUGAACCGCCUGCAGUUGCGGGGUCGGCCCAACAUCACGCACGCUGUGCCCAAGGCCGCCAUGGUCACGGCUCUGCGCAAGCUGCACGCUGGCAAGGUGCGUGAGGACGGCCGCGUGGAGAUCCCGCACCUCGACGGCCAUGCCAGCCCGGGCGCCGACGGCCAAGAGCGCGUCUCAGAAAUCAUCAGCUUUGCGGAGACAGAUGGCCUGGCCUCUUCCCGGGUCCGCCUGUACUUCUUCAUCUCCAAUGAAGGCAACCAGAACCUGUUUGUGGUGCAGGCCAGCCUAUGGCUUUACCUGAAACUCCUGCCCUAUGUCCUGGAGAAGGGCAGCCGACGGAAGGUGCGGGUCAAAGUGUACUUCCAGGAGCAGGGCCACGGUGACAGAUGGAAUGUGGUGGAGAAGAAGGUGGACCUCAAGCGCAGUGGCUGGCAUACCUUCCCACUCACAGAGGCCAUCCAGGCCCUGUUUGAGCGAGGUGAGCGUAGGCUCAACCUAGACGUGCAGUGUGACAGCUGCCAGGAGCUGGCCGUGGUGCCGGUGUUCGUGGACCCAGGCGAGGAGUCACACCGGCCCUUUGUGGUGGUGCAGGCCCGGCUAGGGGACAGCAGGCACCGCAUUCGCAAGCGAGGCCUAGAGUGCGAUGGGCGGACCAACCUUUGUUGCAGGCAACAGUUCUUCAUCGACUUCCGGCUCAUUGGCUGGAACGACUGGAUCAUUGCACCCACUGGCUACUACGGGAACUACUGUGAGGGCAGCUGCCCGGCCUACCUGGCGGGGGUCCCAGGCUCUGCGUCCUCCUUUCACACGGCGGUGGUGAACCAGUACCGUAUGCGGGGCCUGAACCCUGGCCCUGUGAACUCCUGUUGCAUCCCCACCAAGCUGAGCUCCAUGUCCAUGCUCUACUUCGAUGACGAGUACAACAUCGUCAAGCGUGAUGUGCCCAACAUGAUUGUGGAAGAAUGUGGCUGUGCCUGACAGUGGCAGGCAAGGGUGCGGCAGUGGUGGUGCUCAGGGGACAGAGCCCCCUGUGGGGGGAGGAGGUGCACAGUGGGCUGAGCACGCUCAUUCCAUUGGGCUGCAGAGGGAGUCAGGGUGGGGCCCGAAAGCAUUUUCUGCUACACUGUAGAGCAACCAGUCAAAACCAGAGGGUGAGCCCUCAACUGACAUGAGACUUUCAAAUGUACACGUAGACACGCACAGCCAGACGCAUCCUGCCACCCACACGGCAGCCUCCAGGAUACCAGCAAGUGGAUGGAAGACAAAUGGCAGCUUAGCUACCAAUGCUUGUCAGUGGGAGAGAGUGGGGUGAGCAGCCACCAUCCCACCAGCUGGCCCGGCCAUCCUGAAUUGCGCCUUCUGAGCACACGUAAAGCACAAAGACAGAGACACUGAGAGAAGGAGAGAGAGAAAGAAAGGGAGAGAGGAGAAAGAGUGCCACUAAGAAGAAAAGCAGGGUGGGGAUUGUGCAGCCAGGUAGAGGGCUGUGCACUCUGUGUCCCCUGACUGUAUUGGACCUGCUAACUGCCACAGCUCCUGCUGGAAAUGUUUGCUUCCUUCCUACCUAGCGCUCUGCUUUGAGGGGAGCGGUCUUUCUACACCCUUGAAAAAUGGCCCAGGAAGGACACCACCUGUCAGACCAUGACAUGUCAUUGGGUCUCUGACAUGACUCUGUGUGUGAGUGUUUGUGUGUGUGUGUGUGAGAGAGAAAGAAAGAGAGAGAGCGGGAGAGAGAGAGAGAGAAGAGAAAGAGAAAGAGAAAGAAAGAUUGUGGGGUGGGGAGGGAGGGAGAGGAGAUGGAUCUCGAUGCUUUAACUGAUCUCCAACAGCUGACAGAUCAUUUGUGCCAGCUGUAGAACUGAAAAGAGACUGAUCUAUCACUUAUCACUUUUAAGUGAAAACCCCAAUUGUUCUAAACAAGAAGAAAAAAGUUGCAAUCUGUGCCCUUUGCUGGAGACAUUCCUCUAGGGCUGCUUGGGGAGGGGGCAAGUAACCACUGUCAGAGGGCUGAGCCCAGAGGAGGAGAUGGUGGGGUGGGGGCAUUCUGGAAACACAGAUAGGGGGUUUCCCAGCACGUGGUGGGAAAGGGGAGCUGCUUGGCUGGUCUUGGAGAGACUAGGAAGGCUUUCAGUUGCUUUGCAGAAAUUGCCCAUAUGGGUGGGUCCUGGCCAGCUGAGCUGGCUGUGGAUGUGGCCCUUGCCUGCUCACCUGCCUGCCCACCUGCCCCGCAUAGCACUUGCAGACCUGCCUGAACGCACAUGAUAUAGCACUUGCCGAUCUGCGUGUGUCCAGAAGUGGCCGUGGGAAUAGUGCUGAACUGGCUUUCCCCAGACAUGUCCAAGUGCCACAUGAACUAUGCAAUUUAAAGGGUUGACCCACACUAGGCGAAACUGGACUCGUACAACUCUUUUUAUAUUUUUUAUACUUGAAAUGAAAUCCUUUGCUUCUUUUUUAAGCGAAUGAUUGCUUUUAAUGUUUGCACUGAUUUAGUUGCAUGAUUAGUCAGAAACUGCCAUUUGAAAAAAGAAGUUAUUUUUAUAGCAGCAAAAAAAGAAUACAGUUAAAUGUAUUAUACAUAAUUUUGGAACCAAAGAGGCCAACAGAUCAGUUUUAAUUUUUAUUAGAUGGUGAGGCCAUCUUACAUGAGGUAGAUGUUCUGAACAAUCCUUUGAGUGGCCUGCCAAUGUUUCAGGGUAUAAAUGGAUUUUGUUUAUUCAGUUUGAUGUGUCUUUUCUAUCCUCACACACCCAGAAGGUAGAGUAAAAAUGACUGGUAGAAUGCAGGUGUGUAUCCUUAAAUCCUCACCUUUAUGUUUAUUUAAUAAAGCUCCCCUUAGGUUCUGUUUCAUAAUAAUUUAAAACCAAACACUUUCCUCAUAGACUGGCUGUUAAAGUAUUUUGCGUUUGUGUACAGUUUAAGAAAAUAAAAGAUUGAGUGCCACAGGC